Molecule: messenger RNA, 5917 nt
Organism: Sebastes umbrosus (honeycomb rockfish)
Lineage: Eukaryota; Metazoa; Chordata; Actinopteri; Perciformes; Sebastidae
Gene: mbnl1
Product: muscleblind-like splicing regulator 1
Exons: 12
Coding region: 1189-2469 (426 amino acids)
Molecular function (GO): metal ion binding
Source: RefSeq, a predicted model, not a curated record
GAUCCAGAGGCUGGGGAGUCAGUAGAGACACAGCCCAGCCCGUCUCAGCACAGCUCAGCACAGCCACUUCAAGAGGCAGGGGAGGGGAGACACUAGCGCACACGGCCAACGCUGCAACGUACACACACACACACAAAAUCACACAGACAAACACUCCUCCUCUCUCUCUCUCUCCCUAUCCCUCCCUCGCUCUCUCACUCUGGUGCUCGGCUCCGCACAGCUCCUCCACUCAUUCGCUGCUGAUUCACUCGCUCACUCGCUUGCCUGUCCUCCUGCCAGUCGCUCUGCCUUGCUGCGCUCUGCCUUGCCUGCCUGAGAAUGGUCCAGCCGGUGCCUGGGGGUCUGCUGUCGCGGCCUGUCUGAACACACGCACAAAACACAGAGUCAAUCGACACGCGGAGGCAGACACACACACACACACACACACACACACACACACACAAACUGGAGAGCAAUGUGAGAGAGGAAGUGCCUUCCCUGAUGUCUGCUGCAGCUUCGACCUGCUUCUACAGCUGAAGCUCCACCCUCCCCCUCCCCGCCUCGCUCGCUUGCUGCCACGGUAACACGAGUAUAAGGACACACACACCUCGCAGCCAACGCUCCGACCCGCUCGUCCAUCCACCACCAUCAGCAUCCACUCCUCGCAGCCGGGCUCCAGCCUCAGCUCUGCCAACUGCCCAGCCUUACCACAGCAGCCCGACACACCACCAGGCCCACGCAGCAUCUCACCCACCUUGCCUUUAACCUUCGCCUUCAACCCUCUAAGCCUCCACUCGGUCAACAGCGUCCUUAACCUCCCGGUAGCAGGCUACACCCAGACUAUCACCUUUGUUGCCUGCUUCACUGAACCUAACUAGAGGGCCUGCUCGUCUGUUUGCCACCUUGGCUUGUGAAUGUUGUAGGUGAGACCGUUCAGCAGGCAAAAACAGGCCAAGAGCGGCAACUUCAUCAGCUAAGUGGAUAUAAACACUUUUUCUGUGGUCGAUUGAUCAGGAAAAUUAUCCAAUAACAUCGUCAACGUCCUGCAACAUUUCACUUUGGGAAAAGGAGCCCUCUCAAUCAAUAGUAACUUUAUUUUGAAUGUUUCAUUUCAACGUGACAUACACAGACUUUAACAACAAAUAAACAAAAAGAAAGACCUUUAUUCACGCUUGAACAGCUCGGAAUAACUUUUGCCAGCGUGUUGCCAUGGCGAUGAACAUGGCACACAUCCGUGAUACAAAGUGGCUGACACUCGAGGUGUGCAGGGAGUUCCAGAGGGGCACGUGCUCGCGCUCGGACCAGGAGUGCAAGUUCGCUCAUCCGGCCAAGAGCUGUCAGGUGGACAACGGACGGGUCAUAGCCUGCUUCGACUCGCUCAAGGGCCGUUGUUCCAGGGAGAACUGCAAGUACCUGCACCCUCCUCCCCACCUAAAGACCCAGCUGGAGAUCAAUGGCAGAAAUAACUUGAUCCAGCAGAAGAACAUGGCCAUGCUCGCCCAACAGAUGCAGCUCGCCAACGCCAUGAUGCCCGGCACGCAGCUACCACCUAUGGUGAGAGGGCACACACGUAUGAACACACCACAGCUACUGCCCAUGACCAUGUUCCAGAUGACGCCAAGCAUGGCCACCAACGCCAAUGCAGCAGCAGCUGCAGCCGCAGCCUUUAAUCCCUACCUGAGCCCUAUGUCACCGGGCCUGAUGCCCCAAGAGAUCAUGCCCAGCACCCCCGUCCUCAUGGCCUCCAGCCCCAACAUGAGCCAAGUCCCCAACGCUGCUGCCGCUGCAGCCCAGAAACUGCUGAGAACAGAUAGACUUGAGGUGUGUCGGGAAUAUCAGAGGGGCAACUGCUCUCGGGGAGAGGAGGACUGCCGCUUCGCCCACCCCGCAGACAGCACCAUGAUCGACACCAACGACAACACCGUCACCGUGUGCAUGGACUACAUCAAGGGCCGGUGCUCUCGGGAAAAGUGCAAGUACUUCCACCCGCCGGCCCACCUGCAGGCCAAAAUUAAGGCUGCCCAGCACCAGGUGAACCAGGCCACAGCCGCCGCGGCCAUGACUCAGUCGGCUGUCAAAUCACUGAAGCGACCCCUCGACGCAACCUUUGACCUGGGCAUCGCCCCUAAUGUCAUGGCUCCCCUGCCCAAGCGGGCAGCCCUGGAGAAGGCCAACGGGGCCUCUGCCAUGUUUAACACCAGCAUGCUCCAGUACCAACAGGCCCUGGCCAGCAUGCAGUUUCAGCAGCAGGCUGCUUUCCUCCCAUCAGGCUCAAUAUUGUGCAUGACACCUGCAGCCGGCGUUGUUCCCAUGAUGCACGGUGGUACUCCAGGCACUGGAGGCAACACAUCUGCCACAAGCCCCUUCGCAACUGCCUCCGCCAAUCAGGACUCUUCCUUAUCAAAGUUGACUACCAACGAAUACAUGCAAUUGAUUCCAAUAAUAUCUGCAGAUCAUCUGAGUAGUCACAAGUACUUGACUCAAAUGUAGUUCCUCAAGAACAAUCAAAUGAAUGUGUGCUGGCACCGUCCAAGCCAAAAGAGUUCAGCCUUUAUGUACAUAACCUGCAGAAUGUCAAGCAAUGGGACGAGGAGGGUCUGCCAUCUCUUAGCCGGUCCACGACGAUGGUCUCAUCCACACGUGUUAACAUCAAAGGUGCAACACACGAUCGGUGCCAUCUUCCCACAUAUCAAAGUCGAGAAGAAUUUGUCGUCAAAUUCAACGUCCAGCCGAGAGAAGAGGAUAUCUUGGUGCCGGGGUCAGUGUGCGAAACAUUACACCUCUGUGUCUGACUAAAUCAUAGCACUCAAUUUGUUCUAAUUAUUAUCAUUACCGCACGCACACAAGGUCAAGAGCGUGGUUGCGUAAAAGCAACAUCCAGUGCUGGUACGUUUAGUAGACCAAGAUUUUUCUUUCCUUUUUUUUUUUUUAUUUGUUCUGUUUUAUUUUGAUUUUUAAAUCAAUAGCCAUAUUUCAUAGUUUACAAGCAAACCUGCAGCUUGAAUUUGAAUUGAAAUCUGAAAGGCACAAUGAUUUUUAACAGGAAUUUUAUUCGCCAAAAGAAUUAGGCAUGUACAGUAUUGUGUUUUUACGGCUACUAGUGAAACUAGAUGUUGAAAUGAGGGUCUUGGACGUAUGAAUGUUCUGGGUAAACCAACAUACCUGUGUACCUUGAAAGCACAGCCAGGCUAGCUUUUUCUCACCUUGUCAUGUGCCAUCAAGGCCAUACAGCUAAAACCAGAGUGUUAUCUCAGCAGUGUUAUUUGUUUACCGAAGGUUAACGUUUUGUAUGGCUCUUUUUUUGUAUUUGUUUUGAUUUCAGAAUCUCCAUGUGAGUGUUUUUUUUUUUUUUUACUUUUCAUUUCUCUAAUUAAUCAGUUUUAGAAGUGGGGUUCUCGCCAGAUUUUUGUUUUUAAUUUUGAUGUUUUAAAAUCAAAAAUGGAGGGUUUUUCUAAAGUUUGUCAUACCUCUUUUCAUAGACUAGCGUUGUUGUUUCUUUUGUUUGUUGGGAUUAAGUUGUUGCUCCAGUCCAUUGACUCUAAAGCCUGGUGAAGUAGAGGGUGUAGCUUCAAUUGACAUCGUGUUACCUUGUUCUCCCUCUUUUAAAGAGGAGCGACUCUAAAACUGUGCCUCCAAGAAGCACCGUUGAGCCACGUAUCGAUGGGAAUUUAAAACGGACCCGAAAGGUCUAUUAGGUCAUUGAAACCACAUGUGCACUUGAAUGAUUGUUCGUCUGGUCACCCUGUUUUUAAUUUCACAACUCAUUCUAAGUGAACUUUCGCUUUUUGAGGAAACACAAUACAUCGUGUGUUUGUAUGUUUUCAAGCGAAGGCUCUCAUUCACCUCUAGAUGUGACUACAGAAAACCAAAGCACAGCUUUUUCUCUCAAUCAUAUUCACAAAGGGUUACAGAAGCAUCUCUCAAGAGGCUUUAAUAAGGAAACAUGUUUAUCAUCUGUCAUUCAUGUAAUGAUCACAUCCCUUUUCUGUUUUCACAGAGGUGUGUAGUGUGUCUUUACCGAUUGUAAUGUACCUAACGAAGCCUUAGAUUACAAUUAAUGGGCCCCAGCCCAAUCAAAUGUACUUUCAAUCACCAUGCAGGUAAAGAACACCAAUGAUGUUUUAUAGUUCUGUCACGUGCCGCUUAUGAUCUCUCUUUUUUUUUUUGUUCUUUCUCUCUAUGUAAAAGUAACAAUUACUCUCUUAAAUUUCAUUGAACUUCUGUGUUAUGUACUACUUAAGGAUUUGAAUCUAUUUGAGGUAUGUAGUUGUAGAUUUUUCUCUUUUUUUUUGCCUUACUAUAUAUUACUUGACAACAUUGAUAUAGCCGUUGUAGAUUUUGAGGUAGUAUGACAUUCAUAACUUUUUCAAACCAUAUAAUGGAUAAUGUGUUGAGUCAGUUUUAAAUAUUCACUUCAUUCAUAUAGCUGGAUGACUUUUUUUCAGAUGAUGUUACAUUAUCAGUUAAUUUUGUUGAUGAAAGACUUUUUUGAUACAAGGAAUGAGAUCGAUUAAUUUAAUCUCUUGAGCAGACAAAAUAACUAAUGUUUUAACCAACUUAAAAAUUUUCCUUGUAACAUGUCACGAUCAUGUUUGAAAAUAUAUUGUAUUGAAAUAUAGAUUGUCCAUGUUUUAGAGUAAAAAUUAUUUUCUACUGUAUCCAUUUAAAAAAAAAGAUAUGUACUUUUGUUUGAAUAUUUCUUAAGUUUGCCCUGAAUGUCAGGCCAAAACGAGCAGUGAGAUUGACGGGUCUAUGGAUGUUCGGUGGAUAGCGAGAUUAGGAGCGAGGAAAGACUUUUCCAGACCGGAGAGGUCCGAAAAAUGCUGCAGGUGAUGAGUUCUAACCUAAGGGACGAAGGUUGACUUUUUGCACUUCUGUAUAUAGUCAAAUGAACAGAGAAAAAAAUGUGUAUCAUAUUGAGAUAUUAUUUUGAAUAAAAAAAGAUCUAUAAUUAUAAGGAAUUUUGUUAGAUUAAUUUAAAUUCUUAAAUUAGAAGACCAGCUAAAAAAAAUUGCUUGCAAAGAAGGGCACUAGUUUCUUGGCCAAUGCAUUCAGAGAAAGCUAUGCGCUUUUUGUCUUAUUUUAUCAGUAGUAUUGCCAGGGAAUGUCGAAGGGGAACAGAUAUCCCCGUGUCAUGCUUACUCCGCCCCUCCUGUGGGAUGACAUAUCCAAUAAUAUCCAUAUAUCAUUUGUUAGACUUGGUCAUGCAGUAUUGCUGCUCCCAUGGUACAUACAAAAUUUGUAUUCUAUUAUAGUUUGAUUUGACUGCAUGUAAAAGUACAAACAUGUAAACAAAAUAAACUGCGUAGUUAUGUAAAGAAAGAUAACACAGAAUACAGUUUUUAACAGUAGAUAACAUCCACAGUGGGGAGAAAUAACUCUUCAAAAACAAGUCAUCUUACUCUUGUGUGAUAAAAAAAAAAUAUAUAUAUUUUCCAAGCAAACAUGUUAUUUAAAGAAUGAUCAAAUAUUCGCACUCAUCCACCCCGGAUCCUUUCUCAUAGCCAUAUAAUAAUUACAGUGACUCACAGGAAGUUGUUCCUGCUAUCUUAGAUGUGCACUCAGCAGGUGAAGGCUCACCGCACCAAAUGCAUAUUUGGCAAAUUCAGUCUUUGAAUGUAACAGUCGACCGGUCAACGUGUUUGUGACUCGAGGCUGCUGUGUUUAGUUGCUACAGAACCAAAGCACCAUUUUCUCCAAACCAGAUGUUCAGGCUGCUGGUCUGGAGCCAUGGUUUCUCUUCCCUGCUGGGGGCACACGUACGCUUUGACUGCUUUUUACUUGUAAGUGCAACCAUCGAUUUAUGUAUUUGCUAACAGUUGCCACACGAUAAUGUACUAUUCUGUCUUCAGAUUUUGUUUUAUGCACAUUUUAUUGUUGCCAUAAUUGACUCUGAAUCUGAAAUCUGAAUAAAACAAUAUUUGAUUUGCUCAUGCAA